Messenger RNA from Drosophila innubila, 2965 nucleotides. RefSeq names its product protein SERAC1. The transcript is spliced from 4 exons. Bases 290 to 2701 code for a protein of 803 amino acids. The record is from RefSeq and is a predicted model, not a curated record. Lineage: Eukaryota; Metazoa; Arthropoda; Insecta; Diptera; Drosophilidae.
ACUGAAUCGCAACAUAAAAGUUCGACAAAGCAAAAAAUAAACAACCCGAAAGGGAAAAUAAUUAAUUAAUUAUUUUGAUAAUUAAUUAAUACAAAGUGUACAAGUGAUAAUACCGUUUGAGUAAUUCACAAAAGUUUUAAAGUGAUACAAUUGUGGUCUGAGACAAUAUUCUAAAUUUAACUGUUGACUGUGUAAAAAAAAACAAAGUAAACUUUUGGCAACAAUCUGACAAAUUUUACUAGCGAGCUCCACCAAGGCAACACAACACAACACAGAAAUACAGCAGGCAAUGUCAUUAGAGGAAUUAAAAGCAACUAUACGCCGAUUUCCAAAGCUUCUGGGUGGUAUUGGCAUAUUGACCACCGCCGGCAUCAUCCUCUACGAGACACCACAAAUCCGUAAAUAUCUCGCUCAAUAUGUGGACAAGAAGCAACAGGAACCGGACAAGCGUCGCACCGAAUACAUCUACAUUAAAUAUCACAUUUAUCGGGAAUCCAUGCGCAAGUUGCAACAGAAGCAGGAGGAUGAAAAGAAGUGGAUCAGUGUCAUCAUCAAUCCCAUUGGCAAAUGGUGGAAGGCUGCCAAGCAUUCGGUUGCCUGGCGUCUGUUGAACAUUGCCCAAACCGGCAGUCAGGCGGAGCGUUUGAAGGCUGUCCAGCAGCUGGUUUGUAUGGAUCAUCUCAAGGAUUGGGACUUUCGUCAUUUGGCACAGAUCUGUGAUGCACGCACUUGCGUUUCCUUGGCCCGCUGUGGUGCCGAUGUCCGUUGGUUUAUGCCCGUGCCAAGGCGUCGUUGCAUCAAAAAUCCAAAAAUGCUGCUCUCCGAACUCCACGUGAUGCUCGCCCGUCUCCGUCCCUCGUCCUGCGUGGAUCACUUCUUUAGCAAAUAUUUUCCCGAGCAACACGACACGGAGGGCAUUCAUGAGUUUUUCACACCAGAACAGUCGAUUACACUGUCCACUCAGGACACGGAUUUGCUGAAAGAGAUCAUAUCGUUUCUGCAUCACAUCACAAAGGAUCCCAAAGUGUCGGCCCAGAUCAUACACGAUGGCGGUCUAAUGCAUUUAAUGGAAUUGCGCAAGAUCUUCAAUGAUGACAAUGAGACAUUGGCGACAUUAUGCAAAGUGCUGGCCAACAUGUCCAUGGUGCCGGAUGCAGUGGAGCAUUUCUUUGUCUCUGGCUGGGUGGGCACCUUGGCCGAAUGGCAACAGUGUGCCGAUCUACGCCUUCAAGUGAUCUCUGCCAAGACGAUGGCUAAUCUGGAUCAUGACGAUCCCAAUCAGUUCACAUAUCCACCGAAUGUGUAUCCCCUGCAUCCACGUGUGCGAACACGUCGCAAGCCCACAGCUGACAUUGUCUUUGUCCAUGGACUUUUGGGUGGUGUGUUCAUUACCUGGCGGCAACGGGAUCGCAAACCCACCGAGCUGGGACUCUACGGCAAGAAUGCGUUCUACACCAGCGAAACGGAUGACGUGUUCCUCGUCGGCGAACAGAAGCGUAUUAAUGGCAACAGGCAGAAACAACAGCACCAACAACAGCAACAACAGCCGCAGCAACAAACAAAGCAACAAUUGGUGCCGACACAGAUUCAAUCCAAUGGAGAGGCAGCCAAGGCAACUGUUGCCAAACCGGAAUCCCUUAAAGGUCAAGUGUUGAAGACCAGCAAAAAGGUGCAGGAAAAACAUCUGAACAUCAGCGAUGCGGCCACUAAAGAAUUUGUGGAGACGCUGCGAAAUGAGGCGGAAUUAGACUCGGACUGGGAGGUAGUGCAUCCGGAUAUUCCAGUGUACGCCAGUGAGAAUUGUCGUGGCAUGUUCAGCGUGUCGGGCAACGAGUGGAACAACCAGGAUGCAUCCGAAGAGUAUACUAACUGCUGGCCAAUGGAGUGGCUGCCAGAUGAUUAUCCAGAUGCAAGAAUCAUCGGCAUUGACUACACAUCCGCUGUCACCGAGUGGUCGGCUAAUUUCACCAAGUACUGUCCAUGUGAGAAGGGUCAGGGACACAUCGAUGUGCGAGCUGGUUCGCUGUUGGAGCGCAUUGCCGCAUCCGACGUGGGCAAUGAGCGUCCAGUGGUAUGGAUCGGUCAUUCAAUGGGAGGUCUGCUCACCAAGAUCAUGCUCCUGAAAUCAUUGGACUCCACUGAACCGAAUGUUCAGCAGAUUGCCAAGAAUACCAGGGGUAUUGUGUUUCUGGGUACACCACAUCGUGGCUCAUCCAUUGCCAAGUGGAAACAGCACAUGCAAGUGAUACUCUCACCAUCGAUCGAGGUUAAGGAAAUGGAAGAGAACUCACCGAAAUUGCUUGACAUGCACCGCCGUUUCAUGGGCAGCUUGCACACACGCCUGCGUCAUGUGAAUGUCCUCAGUGUGGCCGAAGGAUCUCCCACCAUGCUGACCUCAUUCAAGUUUCCACUGCGCAUUGUCACCGAGGAAUCGUCGCGCAUUGAUUUCGGUGAUUUCUAUUUGCUCAAAGACGAUCAUCUCAGUCUGUCCAAGCCCAUUUAUAGACAGUCCUUCCUCUAUCAGAGACUGCUCCAUGUCAUCAAGGAUGCCAUCAAACAGAGCAAUGAGCCCAAGGAUGCGGAUGAGCAAGCGACGCCCCAGACUGAUUUAUCAACUUUGAAUAUUGUGGGCACAAUAUUUAAGGGCACCAAAGGAUUAUUUGAAAUGCUCCCGCGUGUUGCCCUUCGCUUUACCACAUAGAGCGCAAAAACACAAAACCAAAAGCAACGCACAAUGUACCUUGAUGGAUUUGCACUCAGCACUCACCAUUUAAUUUCUAUUAGUUUAUAAAAAAAAAUAUCAAGUAUUUCUUUCUCAGAACGACUCACACGACCCCCGUGUUCAUUUAUCUUACAAUAUGUGUAUCUAUGUAUAUCAUUGAGUGUAACUCUUUCUAUACGAAUCUUAAUUUAUUUCUUAACCUAUAAGAAUAAGAAACAAUAAAUACAAAGUUUAUAAUUAUGA